UUAAAUUCGCCAUUGUAAUUGUCACAUUACUAAAUAAAAAAAUAAAACUAAAAUUUUUGAAAUAUAUCUUUGUAAUUUGUGUGUUUUGAUAUUGUUUGAUAAUUGUUUCAAAUUAAAUAAAUAUACAGUUCAUCGACAUUUUCAACACUUAUAAAUAAAACGUUGUACUUUGUAUCUUGAAACUGAUUUAAUUAUAUCAUUUCCAUUGGAUUCCCUGCUAAUCAUUCAAGGAAUAGUUUAGUAUCGUUUCGAUACAUAAACAUGGACCGUUUAUCAGAGAAAGAAAAAGAACGUCAGAUACAUACCGCAUUGUAUAAUAAUGUCGCUCUUUUAUGCACUGCACACGACAAUCCAAAACUAUGUGAUGGCUCUCGUCUACAAACUCAUCUACGGCCAGAUAUGUUCAUAAAUGCAAAUAAAUUCGCUUUCGAACAAAUCACCUAUUUUUUAUUAAAUAUUAUUGAUCCAAAUUUAAUUAAGAGCGUACCAUGGCCAUUAUUAGAUAAAAAAUUAGAAUCUGAAUUUCGUAGUAAAGUCAAACAAAUAUUAAAUGAUCUUAAUUCGAAAUACAAAGAUGCACGGAUUCCUGCCACACAAACCUCACAAAUGCUUACACCUGGUGGAAUUAAAAUUGCCAGAAUUUUAUUCUAUUUAUCUGAGUUAACAAUCUUGGUGUAUAUGAAAAAGUUAUUGAACGAUGAUGAAGAUGAUGAACCGAUAUUUCUACCAUUUGUUGCAGGCGCAAAUGCUUCGGAUCAACUUCAAAAUGUUGAUAACGUUAUAAAAUAUGAAAAUAAAAAAAGUUGGGAAACUUAUUUUGAAUUAAAUAAUCAAAUAAGUGAAACUAUGAACACUGCAAAAAAUUAUGCGUCAAAAUUAUCACCACUUAUGAAUGAAGUUGAAGAAUUAAAACAAACUUCGAAGGAAAUUAAUGAUGACAAUUUUUUAGAAUCUGUAUUGGAAAUUACGAAAAGUUUAAACGAAGUAAAAGGGUAUGAAAUGUUAAUUGAAGAUACUCGAAAUGCUAUUCAUUCCACCGUAACUAAUGUUAAUAAUUCUGGAUUUACUUUUGAAAAGGAUUCGUUUGAUCUACGACAAAAUCUUGCACGGAAAAUAUUAAAUGAUCAAAAUGAAUUAAAUAUAAAGGAACUUCUAAUAUUAAUCGAUAGCGUUCUUAAAGAUUUUAUUGUAAACUUAACACAGCAACCAAUGUUUGAUCUAACCCAAUUGGAUGAUUUCUCCAUAAAAAUCGUUCAAGAUUAUGAGUUAUUUUUACAUAAAAUCGAAACGACUCAUAAUCCGGAAUUAAAAGAACUAAAUACGUUGCUACGUGAAAAUAUCGAUAAAUAUAACGAGGAAUUAUUAAAAAAGUUUAACGCGGAUGAUACAUAUUUAAAGAAAUUAACAACACCUGAAUUGGAGUUUAAUAUUCCAAUCACUGCAAAUGAUUUUCGAUCAAAAUUAACAGGUACAUCAUUCAUACGUCGAUCUUCAUUCUUUGACACGUUAACCACAGCUAAAAAACGUGCAAAAAGAGCAAAUGAUAAUAAAAUGGCAUCCAGCGUUAAAAGAAAUUUAAUGGGAGAUAACAAAUCAGUUUUAAUUGGAGAUAACAAAUCAGGUUUAUUGGUUCAACCACCAAAUGCAAACAGUACAAUGAAAAUACUCACACCUUCUUCGGUCGAUAAUCGACCACCGAAUGCAAGUAGUACACCAGAAGUUACAAUUUCAAAACCAUUAAGUGGUCAUAAACAUGGUAGUAAGAUACGUCAAUUAUUGACAAAUAGUCCUUUAACAGAAGUAUCCACACAGAGCGAAUCGUUCAAUAUCAGCCAAGAGAUUUUGGAUGUACUUCAAUUAAAUGAUGAACUAGAUUCAUCUGAAAUGUUUCCUAGUGCUUCAAAAUUUUAACUAUCCUUUUUUUUUUUUACUUUUUGAUUUGUUCAAAUGGGUGUGCCAUAACGUAUUAUUACUUGUUCCAAUAUUUAUUUGUAUU
Molecule: messenger RNA, 1996 nt
Organism: Chrysoperla carnea
Lineage: Eukaryota; Metazoa; Arthropoda; Insecta; Neuroptera; Chrysopidae
Product: E3 ubiquitin-protein ligase SIAH1B-like
Exons: 4
Coding region: 262-1911 (549 amino acids)
Biological process (GO): multicellular organism development; spindle assembly; proteasome-mediated ubiquitin-dependent protein catabolic process
Cellular component (GO): HAUS complex; cytoplasm; mitotic spindle microtubule
Molecular function (GO): microtubule binding; ubiquitin conjugating enzyme binding; ubiquitin protein ligase activity
Source: RefSeq, a predicted model, not a curated record